AGUUGUUUAAUGUAUUAAUUUUGGAAUGUAGAAAGAUUUCGGGAUAAUCAUCCUAACAAUUAUGAUGAUUUAGGCACUCAAUAUAUUUAAUUAAUAAUCAGAAACAUAGACAUUAUUCUAGAUCAUUUUAAUAAUGAAAGAUUUUUGAAUACUCUCGCUCCACUUGCAGAAAUAUAUGCUCCAAGCUAGUAAUAUUAUUUAUAUAAAUCUAUGAUUAGUUUAUAUUAAGCUUAGUUAUUAGCAGAUAAUUUAGAAUUAUUAUAAGAGUUUCUAAGUAGAUUCAUUGUAGAAAAAGAUGACUAAACAAUAGCAAUGAACUAAAAAUUUGAUUAAAUUAAUAAGCAAAUAUCAGCAUAGCAUUUAUUAGAAAUUGUAAAUUCAGCUUUGGGUACGAUUUCAAAUUGGAAUUAAUUUCGAAAUUAAUCAAUGGAUAUGAAUAUGUUUAGAGAUAAAGGUAUAUUAUUUAAUUCUAGAUUUAGUUGAUACUCUGCGAAAUAAUUUUUAAUUAUAAAUAAACUAGAAUUGUAAUUGCCCAUGCUAACUUAUUUGA
Molecule: messenger RNA, 550 nt
Organism: Paramecium sonneborni
Lineage: Eukaryota; Ciliophora; Oligohymenophorea; Peniculida; Parameciidae
Source: the annotation of a GenBank genome assembly